AUGAUAACUUUGAACAAAGCUAACUAUUUGUUUCCUAGCAACUGUGAAUUUUAUUCAAAGGAUGUCAGCCAACUGGGUUCUCUCUUAACUGGAUGCAAGUAUGACGUGAUUGUAAUAGAUCCACCAUGGUUGAAUAAGGCUGUCAGAAGGAAGAAGCUGAAGAAUAAUAAUGGGUAUCAGAUGAUGAGCAAUGAUCAUCUUGCAGAUAUCCCUAUUCAGAGUUUGCUUAGUGAUGAAGGUAUAUUAAUAGUUUGGUGCACAAAUUCUCUGAGCCACAUGAAGGCAUUGACUGAAGAUAUAUUUGAAAAAUGGAAUGUUAAACUGGCUGCCAAAUGGUUUUGGCUUAAAGUCACGAAAUCCGGUGAACCAAUUAUUAAUUUCACUGAACCACCUGCUAAACUUCCUUUUGAACAGAUAAUUAUAGCUACUAAAGCUACUUACACAAAUGAGUUAUUGACCAAAAGCAACAGGAAGAUUAUAGUUAGUAUACCAAGUGCAAUUCAUUCCCAUAAACCGCCGCUCGAGGAAGUGGUACGACCAUACAUGAAGGGUAAGGAUGGAAAGAAAUUGGAAGUGUUUGCAAGGUACCUGCUCCCAGGAUGGACGAGUUUCGGAUGGGAAGUUUUAAGGUUACAACAUGAAUGCCUAUACAAUUGUUCUUGAUUAUUUCGUGUUCUUUUUUUAUAACAAAACAUAUAUUAUUAAAACAUAAUAAAAACAAUAUAUAGUCUCUAUCCAAUCUAUAUAUCACAAUUUUCGAAUAAAAUUCGAAUAAUACUAAA
Nicrophorus vespilloides is the source of this 782-nucleotide messenger RNA. RefSeq names its product methyltransferase-like protein 4 (gene Mettl4). The coding region runs from base 1 to 663 and encodes 220 amino acids. The record is from RefSeq and is a predicted model, not a curated record. NCBI's taxonomy places the organism in Eukaryota, Metazoa, Arthropoda, Insecta, Coleoptera, Silphidae. The transcript has a single exon. Gene Ontology annotation, molecular function: nucleic acid binding; methyltransferase activity. Gene Ontology annotation, cellular component: nucleus; RNA N6-methyladenosine methyltransferase complex.